This is a messenger RNA of Effrenium voratum, 2533 nucleotides long. The record is from the annotation of a GenBank genome assembly. Lineage: Eukaryota; Dinophyceae; Suessiales; Symbiodiniaceae.
ACAAACACGAACAUCGACAACACCUGCGAAAGAAGCUGGAGCUGACCGCUUGUGAUGAUUGGUUUGUCAUGGGCUACAUGUUAGACGUUGUGCUAGAGGGAACCCUGGAGGGUGACGGCGUGGAUUGUGAAGGCGAAGGUGACUGUGAGGACUGGGAUCGAUCCAUGGACGAGCGCUUGCUGCGGGAGGCCUUGAAGGAGCUGGACUUGGCCAGAGCCCGGGCGAACCACGCCGAAGAGGAGAUGUGGCGGUGUCAGGAGGCUGCGAGCAAGCUGAAAGGCAAUGUCCGCAGGAUGGCCAUUGUCCGUUCGUUUUCCGAGCCUGACAAGAACUCUCCGUUGCAAGUCCUGGGGGCUCACGAGCUGCGCGUCAAUGUGGAUCAGCAUGAAGUUGCGCGGGCGAGCCGGCGGCGCAUGAGCACAGGAUGCAUGCCAGAUUCGAAGCCAAGGCGGACCCCCUUGCCUGUCAUGGAGUUUGAGCACAUCCUUGGCCAGGAGGAGAACCGGGUCUUUCAGAUGUUGAAGCCGGACAUUGAUGCGGCACUGGCCGGGGAGGUGGCUUGCGCCUUCGUGUGCGGCGCUGCCAGCAGCGACAAGAGCCUGCUGGCGGAUCACCUGGCAGAGAGAGUUGCCGCCCAGCUGGACGCUGUCCUCGCAGAUGUGCAAGUCAGAACGCCAAAGGUGUCGCUGCAGAUGUUCGAGCUCCAUGGGGAUCAGCAUCGCGACCUCCUUGACGAUACCCGCGCCAGGAGGCGAUCUUUCAGCUCCAGUCCAGCGAGGCGGCCCUGUGAGCACAAGGAGUCCGUUGCUCGAGAUUUGGCUGCUUUGGUUCGCGAAGGCCGCGCUCGGCAGCAACAGCGGUGCCUUCCGCUGUCGCACACGGUGAUCUCCUUCCAAGUCGCCCGGCCCAAGUCUGUGGGGCAGCUGGUGAUCAUCGACGUGGACACCAGCGACCGGCAGUGGACGUCUCGCAGCUGCCACACCAACCUGUGGCUCCUGCUGGGAGGCAUCCAGGACCGCUGUAGCACCUCAAUGCUCCUGAUGCUUGACCCUGCUCCUGGGGCUCAAGCGGACACACUCAGAACUCUGCAGUUCUGCCAAAGAUUGCAGUCAUCUCUCUUUGCGAGUCGCGGCGGUGCACGCCACUUGGAAUCAGCGGAUGACGAACUUUUACAUAGUGCUGUGGCAGAAGAGAUUGACGAUGACCUGGCGGAAGAGGUCUGCCGCCUGCAGAAGCAGACCUCCGAGGUACUUCGUGAAGUUGGCAAGCUGAAGAUUGAAGUCGAGAAGAAGGAUGCAGAGAUUCUGGAGCUUCGUCGACGCGAGCCCAAAGCAAGGAGGCUGUCCCCAAAGGCGGCGCACAGUCCGUGCGCCCCGCGCGCACGCGGAAGCGGCGGUGCGUCCAGUAUGCGGGCGCCGUCACAAGAGCAGAGCAGGAUCCUAGCAGUUCGGCACGUGCAAGCAAGUUCCAAAGGUGUGUCCAAUUCACCCGCGCCCUCGCAAGAGCAGAGCAGGGUCCUCACUGUUCGGCACGUGCAAGCAAGUUCCAAAGCCGCCGCGCGAGCUCCUGAAAAGAGCUCGCCGAAACCAGCUCCUCCCGCACGCGAGGAGUCUCUGAGAAAUGGGUCCAAGAAGGAGAACCAGAGCCUGAAGUCCAGGUCCAGCGGCCCUAAGGAGGCAACUCCGGCAGUUUCACAGCAGCGCGCUGCGAUGCGGAGUAUGAUUCGGCCGGACAAGCUGCGGCCGGUUGCAAGGGCUGCUGCUGUGGCCAGCCAGCUGCGAGGUCGCCGUCAGCCGGAACCGGCCGUGCCAUGUGAGGUACGCUCGCCUUCCUGCAGCAGUUUGAGCACAAGCAGCUCUGGCAGCUGCAGCAUCAGGUGCGACAGGAGUCACAGGCCAGCUUGCCAUCGACCGCAGGAUGCUCUUCCGCUCAAGCUUGACCUGACGCACGUCAAGCAGAUAACUGGGCCUUUGUCGGAAGGAUUCCGAACUCCUCAAACCCCCAGAGGAAGGCCACCCAUCGCUUGGUGGCAUUCGGAGGAUGUGGCUCCAGCUUCUGCCAGGGGGCAUGCGCCUUGUGUAGCCCCCCAGGACGUCAGCCGGGCGCGAAGCCUGUACAUAGUGGAGCUGGUGACUCCUCGAACGGCUCAGGCAGUCUCCUUUUUGCACCAGAAGGAGGAUAAUGAUGCGGAGCUGAGCCCUAUGAUGAUGCUGCGCCCAGCAAGCCUGGCUGCGGUGGUGCCACAGACAGGCCGGAGCGCCAUCUCGGUGUCAAGUGAUGAAGAUGACAUCCGUGAAAGGCUCAACAAGGAGCUGUGCCAGUGCGACAAGGAGAAUUGCGAGGUGCCGCAAAAUGCAGAGCUUGCGGGCAAUGCUGCGCCUGAGGAAAACAGCCUUGCAGCGGCAGCCAAGGAGAUCAUUGGAGAGCCCUUGAACCAAGUCGUUGCAUGAGCUCCAGCGAGACAUCGUUUUGAAAGGCCCUGAAGGCCCCAAUUCGCAAUCGAGCGGACCGUUUCCAGCCGUGUCAUGAGUUG